AUGGAUACAACACGAUCCCCACGCGCUCCUUGUCGCACUAGCGUUGAGCCAACCGGUCUCAAACUGCGGGAUAGCUGCAACCGCUGUGCCGCAUCGAAGAUCAAAUGCAGCAAGGAAAAGCCGACCUGUUCUCGCUGCUCAAAGCAAGGCAGGCCAUGUGAAUACUUUGCUACCAAACGUGCAGGCCGCAAGCCCGGUAGACGAGUAUCCUACCCCACCUCGCUGCCAGUGACCCGGGAUCAGGAUGUACCGACUACUAUACCAACGACCAUGGCAGCAUUGACAGCGAGCGCGACGACGAUGGCAGCGGCGGCAUCCAUUUGGACAACCGAUCUAUCGGAGCCGGAUAUGAUGCAACUGUCGCCAGUAUCACCGUCGGGGGGCUUUCCAGACAUUUUUUCGGGGCUUUCUUCCUUAGAAGAUUCAUUGGGAGAUCCGACGAUCUCGACUCCGGCCACCUUGGAUUUCAAUUUGACCAAUUUUUCCACCUCCGGCGUUGCAUAUUCGAUGAAUAAUCUCAUAGAAUCGUCCCAUUUUCGUCAUUCGUACGGAGCAAACAAUUUAUCCGAUUGGGGUCGGGCUACCACAAUGCCUCCACACUUGUCCUCCGUUGAUGCGGCCGUCGCUCCAAACGUUUCUCCGCCGCAAAAUCCGACAGACAUCCGACCUGUUUCGGUCGACGGGCUAAACUCGGGGCAGAUUUGCAGCUUUGCUCGUGCCCUGGCACUUCUCAAAGAUCCUCCCUCCCCCGCCUCCUUGUUAAACCAAGUGCCAGUUGAAAGCCAUGCCGGACUCCGCCCCGUACGGACCAUCCGAUCCGUCAUGACCGAGAACGAGCAGACGGUACAGGUGAUUAGCGAUAUCUUACAAGAGAGACCAACGGAAGAUGGGUGUCUACUGGCGGUACUAUCAGUCAUCAUUUUGAAAGUGCUGACUCGGUAUGCCGCGGUGUUGCGCCAAACACCCGGAUUUGAUGGCGACGGUUCCGAUCAGAAUUCCCCAGCCUCAGAGCAGAUGGAAUUGCUGGGAGACACCUCUUGCACUGAUAGCGAGGGUCAAAGCCGGAAAGUCGCGCAGCAGGUUCUUGGCCAGCUCCACCGCGUGCAGCAUGUGGUGAACAUCCUCUCCCAAUGCUUCCAAGCCGACGGCGGACGUGCGGAAGCCCGGAAUCUCCCCAGCCCAGGCGGCUCGGACAAUUCAUUGUACAUGGAGAGCUUGUUCCCUUUUCCUCAUUAUAUAUUAGAGCAGUUUGAGAACGAUUUACGCAAGCGUCUCCGUACCCUAUCGGCAGAUAUUGUGGGCAGGCUUCGCUAG
This is a messenger RNA of Penicillium manginii, 1314 nucleotides long. It is a transcript of the gene tpcE, whose product is annotated as Zn(II)2Cys6 domain-containing transcription factor tpcE. Gene Ontology annotation, biological process: aflatoxin biosynthetic process; regulation of DNA-templated transcription. The record is from RefSeq and is a predicted model, not a curated record. The transcript has a single exon. Bases 1 to 1314 code for a protein of 437 amino acids. Gene Ontology annotation, cellular component: nucleus. NCBI's taxonomy places the organism in Eukaryota, Fungi, Ascomycota, Eurotiomycetes, Eurotiales, Aspergillaceae. Gene Ontology annotation, molecular function: DNA-binding transcription factor activity, RNA polymerase II-specific; zinc ion binding; DNA binding.